AUGAAGUUCUUCCUUGCAACUCUCUUUGCGAGCGCAGUCAGCAGCAUCGCGGUUGACCGGCUUAUCCCUGGAGCACAGAUCAUCCCAGAGAGCGACACAAGGGCCUUACUGCGUGUUGGUGGCCAUCAUGACAAGUACCAUGACCGUCGCACAAUAACUAUUCGACCUUCCCGGAAUGAUACGGAUGAUGUAUCGAGGGACUUCCUUUGGGGUAUCAAGCAUGCUAACCACGGGGGACGACUUCUUCUCAAGAAAGGGGAGAAGUAUGUGAUUGGUAGAAAGCUUGACCUGACAUUCUUAGACGACAUUGAGGUGCAACUAGAUGGAGAAUUGAAGGAUCCCGACAAUGAGUACUAUCGUCCAAUCCUCUUCCUGACUGAAAACGCAACCCGGAUUUCUGUUGAAGGCAUCACGCAGUUGAACUCACCUUGCUGGACCAAUUUUUUCAUCCAGUCAAAGGACGUCUCAUUUGAUGACGUUUACAUCCAUGCAUUUUCUACAAAUAAAUCAGCCUUACCUAAAAAUAGCGACGGCUUUGACUCACUUAAUGUUGACGGGUUGACGGUCACAAAUACGCGGGUUGACGUCGGAGAUGAUUGCUUCUCGCCCAAGCCAAACACCACCAACAUCUUCGUGCAGAACUUGUUGUGCAACAACACCCAUGGGGUUAGCAUGGGCAGUAUUGGGCAGUAUCCAGGGGUAAUGGACAUCAUCGAGCACGCCUACAUUGAGAAUGUAACCUUGUUGAAUGGGCAGAAUGGUGCGCGUCUUAAAGCGUGGGCUGGCCAGGACGUGGGCUAUGGGCGAAUCAACAACAUCACGUACAAAAACAUCCGUAUUGAGAAUACUGACGCCCCGGUGGUCCUGGAUCAAUGCUAUUUUGAUAUUGAGGCAGCGGAAUGUGCCCAGUACCCCUCCCAGGUGAAUGUGACCAACAUUCUCUUCGAGAAUAUCUCUGGAACAUCGUCCGGCAAGAAUGGAAAGGUGGUGGCCGAUCUUGUGUGUUCGCCAAAUGCGGUGUGCUCGGAUAUUCAAUUGAAGAACAUUAAUCUGACUAGUCCUGCUGGGAGUCCACCAGAGAUUAUCUGUGAAGGGGUUCAAGGAGACAUUGGGGUAGAAUGUCAGGCUUCAGCCGACUGA
Molecule: messenger RNA, 1140 nt
Organism: Aspergillus oryzae RIB40
Lineage: Eukaryota; Fungi; Ascomycota; Eurotiomycetes; Eurotiales; Aspergillaceae
Gene: pgxB
Product: putative extracellular exo-polygalacturonase
Exons: 4
Coding region: 1-1140 (379 amino acids)
Biological process (GO): carbohydrate metabolic process
Molecular function (GO): polygalacturonase activity
Source: RefSeq, a predicted model, not a curated record